CUCAUCAAUGGUAAAUCAACGCGAUUGCAGUUCGAUACGGCAUCAGAUAUAACCCUGAUUUCUAAAAGCACCUGGAACCAUAUUGGAAGACCAUUGGUUAUCUCAUCUAUCAAGGAGGUAAGGAAUGCAUCAGGAGAUGAAUUAAACCUGACCGGCGAAAUCCAUUGUGAUAUUUCCUUUAACGGUGUUCAAACGAGGGGUAUCUGUUAUCUAACUGAUCGCCCAAACCUAAAUCUCUUGGGAAUUGACUGGAUCGAAAAGCUGGGAUUGUUUGACGUUCCCGUGAACAAAAUUUGUAACCAGCUGCAAGUGAAAAAGGCACAUACAUCUUCAGUCCAGGGCAUGAUGCAAUUGCUCAGACAGAAAUUCGCUACGAUAUUCGAAGAUGGUCUUGGUCACUGCACAAAGUUUAAGGCCUCACUUUCCCUGAAACCAGGAGUCAAGCCAGUUUUCAAGGCGAAACGUCCAGUGCCGUAUGCCGCGAUCCAAUCUGUCAACGACGAAUUGGACAGAUUGCAGAAAUCUGGCGUCAUUCAGCCGGUCAACUAUUCACCAUGGGCAGCGCCGAUUGUUGCUGUCAAAAAAGCCAGCGGAAAAGUGCGCAUCUGUGCCGAUUUUUCAACAGGUCUAAACACAUCGCUGGAGGAUCAUCAAUACCCCCUGCCGAUACCGGAGGACAUAUUCGCAAAACUAAAUGGUGGUACCUGUUUUGCUAAACUCGAUCUCUCCGAUGCAUAUCAUCAAGUGGACGUUGCAGAUGAUUCAAAGGAACUGUUGACUAUCAACACCCAUCGUGGGCUGUUCCAGUUCAACCGUCUGCCCUUUGGCGUAAAAUCCGCACCAGCAAUUUUUCAGCAGUUGAUGGAUACAAUGCUGACAGGAAUUGCAGGAGCUGCGGCAUACUUGGAUGAUAUCAUCCUGAUGGGCAGAACGAAAGAGGAUCUAUUUGAAACCAUGAAUGCAGUAUUCAGUCGGAUUCAGGAUUAUGGACUCAGAAUCCGAGAAGAAAAGUGCAAUUUCUUCAUGCCUUCAAUUAAAUACCUCGGGUUCAUUUUGGACAAAGAUGGUCGACGUCCUGAUCCAGAAAAUAUCGAAGCUAUUCAGAAGAUGCCUCCACCGAAGGAUCUUCCAACCCUCAGGUCCUUCUUGGGGCUCAUCAGUCAUUACAGCACGUUCCUCCCUGAGAUGCAUCGUCUUCGGACGCCGUUGAAUCAGCUUCUAGUCAAAGACCAACCCUGGAAUUGGUCACAAGAAUGUCAGAAUGUUUUCAACAAAGUCAAAUCAAUGCUGAAGUCGAAUCUACUGCUAACCCAUUUUAACCCGGCAUUAGACAUAGUCGUAGCAGCCGACGCAUCAAACAGUGGAGUUGGUGCAGUCAUUUCCCACGUAUUCCCUGAUGGACAAAAGGCCAUUUCACAUGCCGCAAGAUCACUGACUGCUGCGGAGCGUAACUAUAGCCAGAUUGAAAAGGAAGCAUUGGCCAUCAUCUUCGCCGUGAAGAAAUUUCACAAAAUGCUGUACGGCCGCAGAUUUACACUUCUCACCGAUCACAAGCCUCUGCUCGCGAUCUUCGGCAGCAAAAAGGGAAUCCCAGUCUACACAGCCAAUCGUCUUCAACGUUGGGCGCUCAUUCUGUUGGGCUACGAUUUCGAGAUUCGCUACCAGUCAACUACUUCAUUUGGCCAAGCAGACGCAUUGUCCAGACUCAUCGGUUCUCAGCAUCAGGAACCAGAAGAAACCGUCAUAGCGGCGAUAUCAACCGAGCCAGAUGUCAACUUCAUCGUUGCUGAUGCAUUACGUAGCAUGCCGGUGACAGCUGACGAAGUUCGAGAAGCAACUCUUCAGGAUCCAACACUGAAGAGAGUCGCAAAGUUUCUUCACAGCACCUGGCCAACUGCAUGUGAUUCCGACGAACUGCGUCAAUUUUUCCAUCGGAAGAACUCACUUUCAAUUGUGAACGAUUGUAUCAUGUUCGCAGAAAGAGUAGUAAUCCCGAAGAAGCUUCAGACGAGAGUGCUGCAACAAUUCCACAUGGGGCAUCCAGGUAUUAAUCGGAUGAAAGCACUCGCCCGCAGUUACGUCUACUGGCCGUUCAUCGACCAACAACUGGAAGGAAUGGUUAAAAGCUGUUUUCAGUGUGCUUCCGCUUCCAAGAUGCCGAUAAAAGCCGAACUUUCAAGCUGGCCGAUUCCGGAAAAACCCUGGUCGCGUGUCCAUAUCGAUUAUGCUGGACCCGUUAAUGGUCAAUCGUUCCUCGUGGCUGUCGACGCUUUCAGUAAAUGGCCUGAAGUUUUUCUCAUGGACAGCACAACAACAUCAUCGACCGUUGCAAAGCUUAACCAACUUUUCAGUCGAUUUGGCGCACCAGAGACAAUUGUUAGUGAUAAUGGUACCCAAUUUACGUCGGCACAUUUCGAGCUUUUUUGCAAGCGCAACGGAAUCAACCAUGUCCGCUCUCCGCCGUUCCAUCCACAGUCAAAUGGACAAGCUGAAAGAUUUGUGGAUACCUUCAAACGGGCGCUUCAGAAGUCGAAGGGGGAGGGAACGACCGCGGACCUCAUUGAAAGAUUUCUUUUGAUGUACCGCGCCACUCCAAACCCGCAAUCGCCAGGCGGAGUCUCACCAGCGGAGGCCCUGAUGAACAGAAAAUUACGGAUGCCAUUCGAUGUUAUUCGUCCAGCAACCAUCCCCACGAGACGAAACCAAGUGAUGGAGAGACAGUUCAACAGACGACAUGGAGCCAUACCACGCAUGUUCGCUCCUGGUGAGUCGGUCUUGGUACGAGAUUAUCGAAAACAACACUAUGGCUGGAUUCCAGGAACGAUCCUGAGGAAGCGAGGAAGGGUACUGUAUGAUGUACAAGUUGGAUCACAAGUGUGGACACGUCACGUAAACCAGCUGAGACCGACGAGAUGCCAAGUGCACCAAAACCAAAAGCGAUUACUGCAGUUUGAUUUGCUCCUGGAGGAAUUCAGUCUGCCUAAAACACCACAGGCCGAGGAAAACCAGCAGACCCCAUGCCAGCACGAAACGUCGCAGAAACCCAUGCUCCCGAGGCGCUGGACGGACCGCAAAAGAGUUCCAUCUAGACGGUUACAAGUCAAUCCCAAGAUGGCCUCCUACGCAACAGAUGAAAGCUUAACCGGGGAGGUGUCAGGGAAAACCUAA
Messenger RNA from Protobothrops mucrosquamatus (brown spotted pit viper), 3168 nucleotides. RefSeq lists its product as uncharacterized. Gene Ontology annotation, biological process: DNA integration. The annotation marks the transcript as partial. Lineage: Eukaryota; Metazoa; Chordata; Lepidosauria; Squamata; Viperidae. The record is from RefSeq and is a predicted model, not a curated record. Gene Ontology annotation, molecular function: nucleic acid binding. The transcript has a single exon.